AUGGGCGACGCCGGCUCUCCUCUCCCUCCUCCUCCGCCGCCACACUCCUCAUCCUCACCCUCUACCUCCACCUCCACCUCCACCUCGGCCUGGCACCAACAGAACCCCCAACCCGUCCGCGCCGGCCUGCCCAGCGCCAACCCAACGCGGUCCUUCUGGCAGACGUCCUUCCCCAACCGCCUGGCCCACCACCGCUCGACCCCGGAGCUCCCCGCCCACGCCGACCUGGUCGUCGUCGGGACGGGGAUCAGCGGCACCUUUGCGGUCGACGAGCUGCUGAAUAGCGCGGAAGCAGCAACGGCGGCGACAGCGACAGAAACAGAAACAGAGGCAGACGUCCAUCGCGCGAGUCUCUCCGUCCUGGUCCUCGAGGCCCGCACGCUCUGCUCCGCCGCCACGGGCAGGAACGGCGGGCAUUUGCAGCCCGUCAUCCACAAUGCGCCGGCGCACAUUAUCGAUUUCGAACUAGGCAAUUUCUGCCACGUCGAGGGCUACACUACCGAGACCGGGAAGUCUUCCUCGCCGUCACCCUCUUGGUGUGACUUUCGCCGGCUCGAAGGGUGUCUGGGGUUCUGGAACGAGGAGUAUUUCAGGGACGCCAAGCGAGAUCUUGCUGCCGCUGCCGCAAAUGCGCGCGUGGAAAGCGGUACGGACGGGGGCGAGAAUACACCCACCAAGAACGACUAUGCCGGCCUAGCCAGGGUGGUCGAGGACGCCGAGGAGCUGGAGGCGCUGGGGUUGCGCGUGGAGAGCGGCGCGGUCGGCGCCAUCGUCCAGAGCGUCGCGGCCAGCUUGAGUCCGUACAAGCUGUGCGUGGGCGUGUGGGAAGGUCUGCUCGAGAGGUUCGAGCAGAAGGGAAGCCCGGUCGCGGGGUGGCCAGAGAUGACGAGGGCCAGUCAAGGCACAGAGAACAAAGAGGGACGGCUGGUGUCGAGACCCACGUUGAAUUUACAGACGGAUACACCUGUCACGGCGCUGGAGAGCGGAGCGGACGGAUGGACACUGCACACCCCUCGCGGCAGCGUGCACGCGCGCACCGUCAUCCUCGCCACAAACGCAUACACGUCCUACCUGCUCCCGGGGUUCGCGCGCUUGAUCCGGCCCGUGCAGGCCCAGAUGUCUGCUCUCAUCCCUCCUCCGCCGCUUGGACCACGGGGUUCCGCGGCCCAUUGCAACACGAACGGGAGCGGGGACGAGACGCGCAGGAAGGACGGUGAAGCAAGCAGCAGGAGGAAGAAGUUGAUCCCGAUGAGCUACGGCUUCAUGGGCGUCGGCGACAUGGACCGGGUCAUGAGCGACUACCUCGUGCAGAAUCCGUAUCUUGUUCAACACCACCAUCGUGACUGUCGUCUCGACCAUGAGGCUCCUCACCAAGAAGUUGGACCCGACGACGACAUUCGAGACAGUGGUCAUAGCAGCACCAGCGAUAGAGGCGGCCACCUCAUGUUUGGCGGCGGGCGGCACCUGGCCCUCCACCACGGCGAGGGCGUGUGGGACGACGACUUUGUGGACCAGCACGUCGAGCGAUACCUGCGCAGCCUGCCCGAGAGACUCGACCUUGAUCUCGACCUCGACCUCGAUCUUGACCAGGACACACGCGACAUUCCCACGUCAUCAACAACGCAUAUCGAGAACCAGCCCCAGAGCCAGAGAGACAGACGCCGUCCCCUCGCCAUCGCGGCCUCCUGGACCGGCAUCAUCGGCCACUCCGCCGACGGCCACCCCUGGGUCGGCCCCGCGCCGGACCACGCCGGCAUCUUCGUCUGCGCGGGCUACACGGGCCACGGGAUGACGAACGCGCCGCUGUGCGGGCGCGGCGUGGCCCGGGCGGCCUUGCGGGAGGAGAUGAGAGGGAGAAGGCGGCGCCGGCGCCGCGGGAGCGCGAAGGAUCAGAAUCAGGAGGGAGAGGAGGGGAAAGAUGGGGAACACAGAGAAGGGGACGGACAUGGGGAUGGGGAGGUAGAUGUAGAUAUAGAUGUACCGCGAGAAUACCUGAUCACUCGAGAGCGGGUUGAGCGGGUCUUGCGAGGCUUGGGUCAAACAUGA
Molecule: messenger RNA, 2046 nt
Organism: Cladophialophora immunda
Lineage: Eukaryota; Fungi; Ascomycota; Eurotiomycetes; Chaetothyriales; Herpotrichiellaceae
Exons: 2
Coding region: 1-2046 (681 amino acids)
Cellular component (GO): cytoplasm
Molecular function (GO): oxidoreductase activity
Source: RefSeq, a predicted model, not a curated record